Colletotrichum abscissum is the source of this 1683-nucleotide messenger RNA. Its product is annotated as cytochrome P450 4V3. The record is from RefSeq and is a predicted model, not a curated record. Gene Ontology annotation, molecular function: iron ion binding; monooxygenase activity; heme binding. Lineage: Eukaryota; Fungi; Ascomycota; Sordariomycetes; Glomerellales; Glomerellaceae. Bases 1 to 1683 code for a protein of 560 amino acids. The transcript has 3 exons.
AUGGGCUUUUUCGCAGCUUCGGGGGUCGACAGCCCCAUGGCAAUGCUGUUCCGCCUCUUGGGUCUGGCCGCAGCACUUGGCAUCGGCUACGUUUUGGCUCGAAUGGUCCAAGAGCGAUUGAGGUUUCGCAAGCUUCAGAGACAAGGAGUCCCAAUGAUGCCUCACUCGCUUCUAUUUGGCCACUUGCGCCUACUCAUGAAGCUCACCUCGCACUUACCCAAAGACGUACACUUCAACUACUAUGCUCAAGCCAUCGUCGACAACUGGGAAACGCUCUUCCCCGGCCGGACAUCGUGUCCCUCAGCAGUCUAUGCCGACAUGUGGCCUAUGGGUCCUCCGCUAGUUUUCACUGUGCACCCGGAAGCAGCAGGCCACUACAUGUUCGACGCCAGCGUGCCGCGUAGUGACUGGACCAAGAAGGCAUUGGCCCCGAUCACGGAAGCAAUGGACCUCGCAUGUUUGGUAGGCGAGCCGUGGAAGACGUGGCGCGCGAGGUUCAACCCCAGUUUCAGUAACAAAAACGUUCUCGGCCUUGUUCCCGGAAUGUUGGAGGAUGUCGAGGUGUUCGCCGAUAUUAUGCGGGAAAAAGCUGGCGUCGACGGCUCUUGGGGUGAUGUGUUUCCGCUCGUGGAGACCACGACCAACUUGACCAUGGAUGUCAUCGGCCGAGCGGUGCUUGAUAUCGAGCUUCAUGAGCAGACAAACGGACCUAGCAGAUUCAGAAGUGCUCUCAUGGACCAGAUUUCUAGGGUGAUUCUCCACCUUAACAUUGUCACCAUGUGGAAGUGGUACAGCCCGUGGCGGCUGGCUGCUAUCAAAGAGAACAGGGAGACAAUGUACAGCGAGCUACUGCCAUCGAUCGAGCGUUCCCUCAAAGGAACAAAGAAGAAAGAGGGGCUGAAGACCAUCAUCGAUUUGGCGCUGAAGCCCAUGUCUGGUGUGGUCAAUGUCGACCGGUUAUUUUUAGAGACAGUCGUCUCCCAGCUCAAGAUCUUCAUGUUUGCCGGUUACGAUACGACGGCCACGGCCCUUUGCUGGGCGAUACACUGCAUCGCCAAGAAUCCCGAAGUUGGCCAAAAGCUACGGGCUGAACACGACGAAGUCUUGGGCAAAGACCCCGCAGAUGCAACCGCCAAGAUCAGAGAGUCGCCGCACUUGCUCAACUCCCUCCUCUACACAGGCGGAGUUAUCAAGGAAGCACUGCGCUUGUUCCCCGGUCCUCCUGUCAUUCGAGACGGACAAUCGCAUUAUCGCAUCACCGACAGCAUCACAGGAGAGCAGUAUCCCACCGGCGGAUUCCUCAUAUGGGACGGGUUACGUUCGCAGUCUCGCAACGAGGAAUUAUGGCCGAGAGGCAACGAGGUGGUGCCAGAGCGAUGGAUGACGACAGACCCGGAAGAUCCAUUGCACCCAAAGAAGCACGGAUGGAGGACCUUUGGACUCGGAAGCCGUGCCUGUAUUGGCCAAGAGCUAGCCGUAGUUGAAAUGAAGUUGGUCCUGGUCUCCCUCGCGCGCAACUUUGAGAUUGACUGCGCCUGGGAUGAGUGGGAUGCCCUCAACGGGAAUCCCACAAACCCCAAAAUGCUUGUGGAGGGAGACCGGUGCUACCAGACUGAAAAGGGCACACCGCAGAUUUCUGACGGGAUGCCGGUUCACGUCAAGCUGCGACAGAGGUCUGACUGA